Molecule: messenger RNA, 1785 nt
Organism: Symbiodinium sp. CCMP2456
Lineage: Eukaryota; Dinophyceae; Suessiales; Symbiodiniaceae
Source: the annotation of a GenBank genome assembly
AUGGGUGCACGGGACUCCGUCGUGUCAUUGUACUCCAGGGUGUGCUGGGGGGAUGCUGAACUGAGCUGCAGCUUGCAAGGCUGCUCCCUUUGUGCUCCUUUGAGUCCUUCGAUUUCGCAGGUGUGUGGGCGGGCCGUGUCCAUGGCAUCCUCGCAUUGCGAAGCUGUGGCAGAAAACGGGCAGCAGCCGUUGGUGGGGUCACGCGGGUCAUUCUGCCGCAUCACCAAGUCACAGCUCGUGCGUUGCACAGCAGAUGACACUGCUUUUUUGGAGUUAGCCCGGCCACUUUUCGGUAGCGUGCUCUCUGCCAGUGCCCAGCCCACUGCGGGCUCCAGGCACCUCUUGGGUGUUUGCUGGCCUCGUUGCCCACAGCUCGUAGCAUCCGGGCAAGCUCAAAGAUCGCGCCGUCGUGCCGCAACAAAGCUGCAGCUCAGUGCGAUGAUCCAUUCAGCAGUCUUGCGGAUCUGGAGAGGAACUUCGCAACCAGCACGCGGUGGUGUCCAUUGCUCAAUCCCCGUACUCUGCACGACAUGGCAAUGGCAGGAUUCCGAGCUGCGUCUUCUGGCAUCUGCGGUGGCCUCUUCUUUGAUGCGGCCGCUUCAGGUUUGUCGGUUUGCAUGCUGCAGCACAUCUGCACAACGGAAGUUUCACUGGACAAAUUGCAGCGGGGAUUCUUGGCAGGGAUCAGAUGCUCCGAUGGAUGUGGACUUGUUGAGUUAUUGCCUGCCCAGUCGCAGCUUCCCCUUGCAUCGGCAGACCUAUCACUCGUUCCCGUGCUUGCGCACAGAAACUCGCUGCAGUGCAUCCUGUGCAGCAAAGUGGAAGGUCUCACAUCAGCGUCCAAGCUCGCGGGUUGGCUUGAAGGCAACGCUACGCAAGCGUGCUGAGAGUGCUUUCUGUGCCUUCCGCGACUCAAGCAAGCAGUUGAUCGAGUGCCUUCGUUUGGCCACCUGCAUCUGGAGAGCAAGGCAACAUCCCGUCAGCUUGGGCACCGUACAGCACCUGUGGGAUGCCCAGAUGAAAGUUGCUCCGGUUUUGUGGCAAAUAGAGCUGCCGACAAGCUUCUGGCAGGUUUCCGUGGUGUGUCUGCUUUCGACGCCUCACACGGCAGCUCACCUGAAACCUUUGCGGCAAGCUUCAACCUCCGUGCAGAUCCCUCGCACAUUCGUGGGUCUAGGGCAGUUAAGCCUCCGGGCCUCCCUUCUGCUCUGCCUGAGCUGUCGCAGCUUCCCCAGCUAUGAGAUGUUGCGUUCCCUGUGCCUGAAGCUUCUCUGCUGUUUCCCGCCGCACGUUCGCACUGCAGGACUCAGCACCUGCAAGCCCAGAAAACCCCAGGGUUUUCUGGCCUUCGCGCCUGCUCGUCUCCUUCCCCGCCCGCAGCCGAGGCACGUUUCGUUCGUUAAUCGUAUGCUAGCCUCUUCCUGGGCCGUGUCUAUGUUUGUUGAACUGAUGUGUACAUGCUCCGGUUGCUGCAGGCGCACUCUGAGCACCAAGCUUCAGGCAUUGAGGCUGUCAGCUCAUUCCCCAGUAGCAGUCGAGGCCGAGGAACGAAAGUUUAGGCAGUUUAGACAAGUCCCAGUUUUGCAUAGCAAGGCUCUUCUAUGCAAAGCUGAGCCGUCGCCCUCAAACAGGACUCGAGGCUUCGCCAUGCGGCUUCACGGUUUCAUAUCCCUACUAGGAGGUUCUUCGGCUCCAGGAGAAGCAGCUCCCAGCUCGAGGUCUAGAUUCUCUUCGGCUGGUUUGGCUGGCCGGUGGCUCUUCAGACUCUGCGAGCUGCAGCCGUGA